This is a messenger RNA of Aspergillus luchuensis, 1152 nucleotides long. RefSeq names its product peroxisomal membrane protein PEX16 (gene PEX16). Lineage: Eukaryota; Fungi; Ascomycota; Eurotiomycetes; Eurotiales; Aspergillaceae. Gene Ontology annotation, cellular component: peroxisomal membrane. The transcript is spliced from 4 exons. Gene Ontology annotation, biological process: peroxisome organization. Bases 1 to 1152 code for a protein of 383 amino acids. The record is from RefSeq and is a predicted model, not a curated record.
AUGGAGUCAUCAUGGCGCGCCCAAAACCCGAUACCUGCCGCACUGUUGCAACCUUCCAAAUGGCUCCCACUGUACGAGGAGUUCGUGACGAAGAAUGCUAGUUCUGUGGGCCAAGUGGAGUCCGCGUUGAGGUCUCUAACAUACAUCAUCCCAGGACGAUACCGAGAUUCGGAGAUAAGCUCAGAGUGCGUGCAUUCAGGGGUACAGCUUCUGUCUCUCUACCAUGACUCUUUGGUUUCGCGAGUCAUUUCUAGGCUACCUUCAACGAUCCCGCGGCCUACACCAUCACCUCAUGCGCGCUACACGAAGUAUUGGACCUCCCACUCUUCACUGUAUCAGAGGAUCGCCAUCGCACUACAGAUGAUUCAGUAUACGGAACUGCUGUGGGAGAUGGCGGCUCGGCGUCGUGGAGAGAAGGUGCGCUGGCGUGUCAUCGUCCUAAUCGAAGCCGCUAAGGCCAUCUGUCGCCUGUUGCUCCUUCGUCUCACCAACUCUAGACCAUUAGUCAGUCCUCCACUUCCUGAACGGGAAGUAGAUCCCAGAUCGCUGGAAGAGGAGGACAAUAGCGACUGGAAUGGCAUGCAGACACCUGUUAGCGAAAAGUCGUCGGAUUUGUGCUGGACCAUGCCUCGCACAGGCCUGUCGCUUCCUUCUCUGCCUAAUGUGGACGACCUUUCGAACUAUUUGAUAUCUAAAGUACUCACGGCCGACGAUAUCAAGCCACCGAAAACGCUGUUGCACCGAGUCACUGGCCAGGGCCAAUUCGCUGAGAUUCUAUACAUCCUCCGACCAGUAGUCUAUGCGCUCAUGCUGCAACGAUACUGCAAAGACAGGCGGAGUUGGAAACCCUGGCUCAUUGGGUUCGGCAUGGAGUAUGGCUGUCGACAACUAGCCAAAGCUGAUCUUCGCGAAAGAGUUGCAGGCGGCCUUCGGGGAUUGACCGGGCUGGAGCGGGAGGAACUGAAGAAGAGAGGUUGGGCGAUGGGUUGGUGGUUUAUGCGUGGGGCUUUCUAUGAAAACAUUACCAAGUCCUGGUUGAAAGGCCUGACCGGCAAGAUGAGGGGCAAACCUCUGCUUGAUUUGGUAGGCAGUGUCAUUGAUGAUUACGAGUAUCUUUGGGACAACUACUACUUUGCGACUACAACACUGUGA